AUGAAAGGAUUUAAUGAUAUAUUUGUACUUAAAGAAAAAAAUAAUAUGGCAUAUAAUAUUAAUAAAAAUUAUAAUCGAUUAAAAAGAAAAAUAAAUUUGAUAAAAGAACUUGAAAAAAAUUCUAAUAUUGAAUGGAUUGAGAUACAAAAAAAUUAUAAAAGAUAUAAAAAAGAAUUAAUUUCAAUAUUUAAUUAUACAUUAAAUAAUUCAACAAAUGAUAUUGAAAAUAAAUUUUAUCAAAACAAAUCAUUUAUUCCAAUGUUUAUUGAUCCUUUAUGGAAAAAUCAGUGGCAAAUACAUCAAUAUGAUGAAGAAAGAAAAAAUGAAUCAAUUCAAUUAUUUUAUGAUAUGCAAAUAAUAGAAGCAUGGGAAAUGGGAUAUUCUGGAAAAGGAAUUGUAAUAUCAAUAUUAGAUGAUGGAAUUGAUUAUAAUCAUGAAGAUUUAAGACAAAAUUAUGAAUCACGUGCAUCAUAUGAUUUUAAUGAUGAUGAUAAUGAUCCAUUACCUAGAAUGGAUGAUUUUAAUAAACAUGGAACAAAAUGUGCUGGAAUUAUUGCAAUGGUUGCUAAUAAUACAAAAUGUGGUGUAGGUGUUGCAUUUAAUUCAAAAGUAGGAGGAAUAAGAAUGUUAGAUGGUGAAGUUAAUGAUCGUGUUGAAGCAGAAGCAAUAACAUAUGCAAAUCAAAUUAUAGAUAUAUUUGCAGCAUCAUGGGGCCCCAAUGAUGAUGGAAGAACUGUUGAAGGACCUGGAUAUUUAACACAAUUAGCAUUAAAAAGUGCCGUAUAUAAUGGUAGAGGAAAAAAAGGUUCUAUAUUAGUUUGGGCUUCUGGUAAUGGAGGAAUACACUCAGAUAAUUGUAAUUGUGAUGGUUAUGCAGCAAGUAUUUAUACAAUAUCUGUUAGUGGUGUUACACAAAAUAACAAUUCACCAUGGUAUGGUGAGGAAUGUUCAAGUACUCUUGUUAGUGCAUAUUCAUCUGGAUCAAAAACAGAAAAUUUAAUAUCUACAACAGAUUUAAAUAAUAAAUGUGCUACUGAUCAUUCUGGAACAUCAGCAUCUGUACCAACAGUUGCUGGUAUAAUAGCAUUAACAUUAGAAGCAAAUAAUUCUUUAACAUGGAGAGAUAUUCAACAUAUUAUUGUUUGGACAGCAGAACCAUCAGGUUUAAUUAAAAGUUCUCCAGAAGGAUGGCAAAAAAAUGGUGCAGGUCUUUUAAUUAAUUCUAGAUUUGGAUUUGGAUUAAUAAAUGCUAAAAGAAUGGUAACAUUGGCAAAUAAUUGGACCCAUAUUCCUGUUAUGGUUACAUGUUCAAUUGUAUUUCCAAAAUUUGAAAAAAGAUGGUUAACAUCAAGUAAAUCAUUAAAUAUAAAAUUUUAUGUUGAUGGUUGUAAAGGAAUGAAAAAUGAAGUUAAAUAUAUUGAACAAGUUCAAUUAUUAGUUGAAGCAAAAAAUCGAUAUAGAGGUAAUUUAGCUAUUUGGUUAGAAAGUCCAAAAGGAACAAAAACUCAACUUUUACAUCCACGACAUCUUGAUGACUCUACAAAUGGUUUUAAAAAUUGGCCAUUUACUUCUGUUCAAACAUGGGGUGAAAAUCCAAAUGGUGAAUGGAAAGUUCACAUUGUGGAUCUUGAAACAGAAGGUUUUGUUAGUAAUUUAACUUUUGUCAUUCAUGGUACAAAAGAAAUGCCCAAAUAUAGAGAAAAUGAAAAACAAUAUAAUUUACCAAAUAUUGAAAAUUAUAUAAAUCAAAAAAAUAGUAAAGAUAAACUUAUAGAUAAAGUAGAUUUACUAAAAUAUGGUAAAAGAUUUGUUCAAUCUAUUACAGAAAAUGGUGUUGAUAUUGAUGAUUUUUCAUCCAUUGAACAAAUUAUUGCUCUCCAUGAAGAAUUAAAGAAAUAUAAAAUUUCAAAAAAAAAUCAACAAAAAAUUUAUAUUGAAGGUAUUGAAACAUAA
This is a messenger RNA of Strongyloides ratti, 1953 nucleotides long. Its product is annotated as Prohormone convertase 1. The transcript is spliced from 2 exons. Gene Ontology annotation, cellular component: Golgi membrane; trans-Golgi network. The record is from RefSeq and is a predicted model, not a curated record. Gene Ontology annotation, biological process: protein processing. Gene Ontology annotation, molecular function: serine-type endopeptidase activity. NCBI's taxonomy places the organism in Eukaryota, Metazoa, Nematoda, Chromadorea, Rhabditida, Strongyloididae. Bases 1 to 1953 code for a protein of 650 amino acids.